UAAGUUUGCUUGAAAAAGUAAUGAGUGAACAAUUCUAAAUAUGGUGUUUCAAGUGCUUGCUGGUCUUGAUUCAGAAUAUAGUGUUGCUAAAAGAACCAUACCUCAACGGAACCCUUUUCCUAGCUUCCUAGAACUGCACUCUCUGUUGUUGCUCGAAGAAGCCACUCUCCUUCUUGAAGCAGCAAAUCGAGACACUCAACUUGUGAUUGCUUCUAGUAACCCACAAUUGCUUCACCUUUCUCACCAUCCACAUGCUACUACCAACCUACCAACACCACCUGUUUCGUCUAUUGCAUCUUGGGACACUUUCUCUGGAAGUCGUGGCCACUUUUGGGGUAAUCGUGGUCGUUCUUAUGGAGGUCAUCGCCGGCAUGGUAUCUCUACAGGUUCUGGGUGUGGUUUUGAUUUUUCUGGUGGUCACAAUGCUGUGCCUUCUCGGGUUUUGCUUACUCUUCUUCCUACGCCAUCUAUCCCAGCAGGUGGUAGCCAGCACUAUCCUAUUUCUUGUCAAUUGUGUCAGCAGCUCAACCAUCAAGCCCGUGAUUGUCCAUUGCUCACCAUUUGGCCCACACCAGCUUCUCCCUCUCCCCAUCCAACACUAUUUGCUUCUUCCCCUAAUUCGAGCUGGUACAUAGACUCAGGAUGUGAGAAAGUAUUAGAGGCAAUUGGAUUUGUUGUGGUUGACGAAAUAGGUAAGAUGGGAAGGAUAGGAGAUGCUGAACCUGUCAGAUUAAAGAUUGAAGGCCAUUGGAUACCACUAGAGAUAGGAAUUGGAUUGAGUAGAGAGGUGAUUGAGGAAUUAGAUAUAGGGGCAGGCGACACAGACAUAGGAGGAGGAGAGGAAAUAGACUCAGUAGACAUGGGGAAGACACAAGACAGACAACACAUAAAACAAGAGGAAAAGGAAACCCUAGAAGACGCUUGGUGCUGGACCUAGCUCUGAUACCAUGUUGAAGAUAAUGCCUCUAGGGUUUUCAUUAUUGUAAAAGAGUAUAUAUAUACACGUGAUAUACUGUGGAAUACCUUAACUACCCUUUGUACACAUAUAUAUUAUCACUAAGAAAGCAAUUAAUGUACC
Rubroshorea leprosula is the source of this 1078-nucleotide messenger RNA. Lineage: Eukaryota; Viridiplantae; Streptophyta; Magnoliopsida; Malvales; Dipterocarpaceae. The record is from the annotation of a GenBank genome assembly.